Messenger RNA from Salvia splendens (bonfire salvia), 432 nucleotides. RefSeq lists its product as uncharacterized. Lineage: Eukaryota; Viridiplantae; Streptophyta; Magnoliopsida; Lamiales; Lamiaceae. The coding region runs from base 1 to 432 and encodes 143 amino acids. The transcript has a single exon. The record is from RefSeq and is a predicted model, not a curated record.
AUGUCGCCCUACAGGCUCAUUUUUGGCAAGAUGUGCCACCUCCCUGUCGAGGUUGAGCAUAAAGCUUAUUGGGCAAUCAAAGAGAUGAACAUGAAGCCUCAGGCCUGUGAGGAGGAGAGAAAGCUUCAACUGCAAAAGCCGGAGGAAUUAAGACUUGAGUCGUAUGAUGUCGCGAUGUGGCACAAAGAGAAAACCAAAUUAUGGCACGAUAAAAACCUUCGGGUCAAGGAACUGCAAGUUGGCCAUACAGUGCUGCUAUUCCAAUCAAGGCUCAAACUGAUGCCCGGGAAGCUAAAGUCCAAGUGGAUCGGACCCUACACAAUCGCUAGCCUCCGAGCUAAUGGAGCCGUGGAAAUUCAGGGAGUCACCCCUAACUCUAUCCCGUUUCUUGUUAAUGGUCACAGGGUCAAGGUAUUAAGGGAUAGUUCAUAG